Molecule: messenger RNA, 2831 nt
Organism: Naegleria gruberi
Lineage: Eukaryota; Heterolobosea; Eutetramitea; Acrasida; Naegleriidae
Exons: 1
Coding region: 348-2771 (807 amino acids)
Molecular function (GO): acid phosphatase activity
Source: RefSeq, a predicted model, not a curated record
AUCACAAUCCCAUUGUGUUAUAAUAACAUCAUCAGCUUCGUGUUCUGCUCAGAGUCGUGGUUAUUAUUUUGCUCUGCAUUUCAUAGUUCCACUCUAAUUAGUUGUGCAGGUGUACUAUUCCCUUUUUCUACUCCGCUUCCUGUUGUAAUUUUGUUGUUUCCAAGAGGAGCGAGAGGUUCUUUACCAUUUAUUCAACUCCAACAUCACAUCUAUUUGGAACCACAUACAGAUUUAAAAAAUAGAACACUGUAUUGUGUUGGAUUUGGUAUCUUCAUCAUCAUUUCUUAAUAGUUCAUCAACACAAAACAAAUUUCUUUAUCUGUACUUCUAUUAAAAUUCAUUAAGAAAUGAGUCAGACAUUAGCAUCAACCAUCUAUCACAACAAUACCAUCGGUCUGCUUAACUAUACCGAUUCACAGACAUUGCUGACGGAAUUUGUUCGAUUCAGUGCUUUUAAAUUAUAUGGUAAUGUCUUUCAUUAUACCUACGUAGAUGAUCACUUCUAUUCGGUAGGCUUCAUUCUCGGCAUGAUAUCAUUGGGAAUUUUUAUCGUCUUUGUGUUACCUUGCCAAUUGGCUGUAAAUAUUCUGUAUGGAAUUCGGGCGCGAAAAAUAUUGAAAAAAAACAGAAACAACUCAUCGAUAGAGACUCCACCCUCAUCGGCUUCCUCUGGUGAUGCUAGUGUAAAUAAGGAAGAAAAGAAGAAUAAUACUGAUAAAUAUACCUUUAGAGAAACACUGAAGAAAGCAUGGUAUGAAUAUGUUUUACUUGAGGGUGUGGCGAGGGCUACUCCUUCCUUUGUGAUGGUCGUUUUUAUUUGCUUAGUGAUUUGGUUAACGAGUGCCUUUUCAAAGAUACAUUUUGCUGGAGCUGCAGUCUUGAUGGCAAUUACAAUGACAAUGUGGUUGAUUCAGUGGGUAUUGUUUGAUUUAGGAACAUUUACGUAUGAAGUACUGAGGAGUUUUUCAACAAGAUUUGGAAAGAGCAAAACAUCGGAAGUAACUAAGGAUCAAGAAUUGAAAAAUGUAGAUGUGACAACAUCAACCACAUCAACCAUGAAUAUUAAUCAGAGCACAACAGCAAUUGUUCCACCUUCGAAUGAUAGUUCAUCUCAUCAUCAUCACUCUGAACAUCGUUUCGGUGGAUUAGUUAAGGAUAUUUCAUUUGGAUAUGUUAAAUCUUUGGCCAAUCCUCUAUUUAGAAGACAUCCCUUAUUAGGUGUACUUAUAGUAUUCAUCUUCUUCUUUGUUACUUUUCUGAUAUUUUUGGUUGUCAAUGGUGUAACAGCAGACUUUUGUGUUGCCUACGAUCCGAUUGAAAUCAGUACACUGGCCACUAGAGCUGGUGAUUCUACUAGGUGUAAAUCGGGCACUAUCUGUUUUACUUACAUGACGAUUUCAGCAGAUAUUUCAUCGGAAAUGAUUGUCAAUUUUCAAAUAGAUGCAAAACAGCUCAACAGCUCUUUUGUUUAUUAUGGAACAUUUGACCCUAAUGCCGAGUUUCAAUUCGAUUCUAAGACAGCCUUAAAGGCUAAUGCAAAUUGCUUCAAAAUGACUGUCAUUGAAAUUGAUAGAUGGCAAUGUUAUGUUAAUUUGAGAGGAUUGCAGUCUUCAUCAUCCUACUAUGUCAAGAGUGCAUUUACAGGAAAAGAUUAUACUGCCACUAGUGUCACUUUUGAGGAUAGCAAUGUAUACAAGUUUAGAACAGCACCAAGUGCCUCUUCUCCUGAUAGAAUUGUUUCCUUCUUGAAUGGAGGUGAUUUAGCUUGGGGAACCAAUUUCUUGUCCUUAGUUAAACUGAUUCCUCCAACAGGAAAGAACAUUUCAACAGCUCCCUAUUUCUUUAUGGUGGGUGGCGAUGUUGCAUACGAUAAUGGAUGUGCCUACUGUUAUAUGAGAUGGGAGAGUUGGUUCUCAAAUUGGGCCAAAUAUAUGGUCGUUCCUCUUCAACACACCUCCUCAGUGUCACACACCUAUACUCUGCCUCUAGCCUCUUGCGUUGGUAAUCAUGAGGCUGGAAAUUUCAAAAGACCAAGAUCUGACGAUGCCUUCUAUAUCAGAUAUUUCCCUCAUGAAUUGGAGGGAGAUUCUUCUAAUUUGAUUGUUUCUGACCCUCAAUAUACCAGAAAGUUACAACACGUCCACUAUCUCUCUUCCCACACAUUGCUAAUGGUGUUGGACUCUUGGGUUCACGAAUCUCCAGAGCAACAAGUCUCAUACAUUGUCAAUUACUUCAAUGCUUUAGAUCCAUCAAAGUACAAGAACAGAAUGGUUACGAUUCACGAGGGAAUUUAUGCCUCCUCUUCUGAAUUGAGCCCAAUGACUGCAGCAAUGAGAGAACAAUGGGAGGCCCUCUUCUUGAAGUAUAACAUUACACUAGUCUUGGAGAAUCACGUUCACACCUACAAGCAAACCUAUCCUCUCAGAUUUGGUAAGGUGAUGGAUACUAAGGCUGAUCCUUUAAAUUCAAGAGCUGGAGCCGAUAAUGAUUAUUAUUAUGAAAGAAAUAUUUAUAAUGGAUUAGGAAAGGAAGAAGAAAAGGGAAUUAUCUAUGUUGGAGAUGGAAGCUUGGGUGCACAUUUUUAUGGUGACAAGCUCUUGUUUGGAGAUCCAAUGUUCAGACAAUUAGGAAUAAUAACUCAUUUCCACCAUAUCAUUACUCAUGAUACAAAUAGCGUUCCAACUAUUGAGUUGACAGCUUAUGGAUAUGAUUCAUCAACCGGAGACUCUUACAGAGUUAGUGGUUCUGGUUUGACAAUUAAAACUUUCUAAUAUUUUUACUUAACACCCAAUGAAUUUGAGGAAUUGCUCUAUUAAAUUGAUUUUUCAGAA